Molecule: messenger RNA, 1110 nt
Organism: Ustilaginoidea virens
Lineage: Eukaryota; Fungi; Ascomycota; Sordariomycetes; Hypocreales; Clavicipitaceae
Exons: 3
Coding region: 1-1110 (369 amino acids)
Biological process (GO): peptidyl-serine phosphorylation; signal transduction; endocytosis
Cellular component (GO): nucleus; cytoplasm
Molecular function (GO): protein serine/threonine kinase activity; ATP binding
Source: RefSeq, a predicted model, not a curated record
AUGACGACCAUGGAUCUGCGCGUCGGUAACAAAUACCGCAUCGGCCGAAAGAUUGGUUCUGGGUCUUUUGGCGACAUCUACUUGGGCACCAACAUCAUCUCUGGUGAAGAGAUUGCCAUCAAGUUGGAGUCUGUCAAGGCCAAGCACCCCCAGCUCGAGUAUGAGGCUCGUGUCUACAAGUCGUUGGCCGGUGGUGUCGGCAUCCCUUUUGUCCGUUGGUUCGGUACCGAGUGCGACUACAAUGCCAUGGUGCUUGAUUUACUCGGCCCCAGCUUGGAGGACCUCUUCAACUUUUGCAACCGAAAAUUCUCCUUGAAAACCGUGCUCCUCCUCGCCGAUCAGCUCAUUUCUCGAAUCGAGUACAUCCACGCCAAGUCCUUCAUCCACCGCGACAUCAAGCCCGACAAUUUCCUCAUGGGCAUUGGAAAGCGCGGGAACCAGGUCAAUGUCAUCGACUUUGGCUUGGCCAAGAAGUACCGCGACCCCAAGACGCACUUCCACAUUCCUUACCGCGAGAACAAGAACCUGACCGGCACGGCUCGUUAUGCUUCCAUCAACACUCACCUGGGUGUCGAGCAGUCUCGCCGCGACGACAUGGAGUCGCUCGGAUACGUCAUGCUCUACUUUUGCCGCGGCUCCCUUCCUUGGCAGGGCUUGAAAGCUGCUACCAAGAAGCAAAAGUAUGACCGCAUCAUGGAGAAGAAGAUGACCACGCCAACCGAGGUUCUCUGCCGCGGCUUCCCCAACGAGUUUGCCAUUUACCUCAACUAUACUCGUUCCCUACGCUUCGACGACAAGCCCGACUACAGCUACCUGCGCAAAAUUUUCCGCGACCUCUUCGUCCGCGAAGGAUUCCAGUACGACUAUGUCUUUGACUGGACCGUCUACAAGUACCAGAAAAACGCGCAGGCCAUUGCAAACGCAAACCCUGACGAGGACGACAAGGCUCGUGCCUCCCGCGCAACCGCUGCCAAUGCGGGCCAGUCUGGCGUCAAGCCAAAUGCUCUUCCCAGCACUCGCCGCAAGAUGCUCGAACGCGGGUCUGGCGCUGGUGUUGACACUCCGGAUACCAGCCGCGCGAUUGGCGGUAGCGACAGGAUUGGACGAUAA